Molecule: messenger RNA, 1517 nt
Organism: Linum tenue
Lineage: Eukaryota; Viridiplantae; Streptophyta; Magnoliopsida; Malpighiales; Linaceae
Source: the annotation of a GenBank genome assembly
UUUUUGUUCUCACUUGUGAGUGAGACUGUGAAAGAAGCACAAGUACUGAUAAGAAAAUGCAGAAGCAGGAAGCGGUCUCUGCCGCCGGGAGAUCCGCCACGGACAAUUACGACCGCCUCCAAGAACUAAGAUCCUUCGAUGAGUCCAAAGCCGGCGUCAAAGGCCUCGUCGACUCCGGCAUCAGUGAUGUGCCCCGAAUCUUCAUCCGGCCACCGGAGGAUCUUCCUCCCGCCGACAAUAGCAACAACGCCCAAUUUAUAAUUCCCGUCGUCGACUUCACCCACCUUGAGACCAACCGCGCAAACGUCGUGGCCAGAGUUCGGCGAGCGGCGGAAGAAGUGGGGUUCUUCCAGGUAGUGAAUCACGGGAUGGAACCCAAGCUAUUGGAAGCGAUGCUAGCCGGCGUCCGCGCCUUCCACGAGCUUCCGGCGGAGGAAAAGAGGGAGUAUUACAGCAGAGAGAUGACGAGGAAGGUGAAAUACGUGAGCAAUUUCGACCUCUACCAGUCCGAUUACGCGAAUUGGAGGGACACCCUGUUCUGCGUAAUGGGUCCGGAGCCGCUAGAUCCGGUAGAACUGCCGCCGAUCUGCCGAGACGUGACCAUGGAGUACUCGAAUCGAGUUCACCAACUCGGGACGACUCUGUUCGAGUUGCUAUCCGAGUCGCUCGGCCUCCACUCCGACUACCUCAAAGAAAUGGAUUGCGCAAAAGGGCAAGCUGUAUUGGGUCACUAUUACCCAGCUUGCCCUCAGCCUCAGCUAACCAUGGGAACUACUAAACACGCCGACCCCGAUUUCCUCACCGUGUUACUUCAGGACCAAAUCGGAGCGCUUCAAAUUCAUUACGGGAAUCGCUGGAUUGAUGUCCCUCCUGUUCCUGGUGCGCUAGUGAUCAACAUUGGUGAUCUUUUACAGCUGAUGUCGAACGACAAGUUCAAGAGCGUGGAGCAUAGGGUGCUGGCAAAUCGUGUUGGUCCGAGGAUAUCUGUUGCUUGCUUCUUCACUCCGCAUCUCUAUCCAUCAACAAGGAUGUAUGGACCGAUCAAAGAGUUGUUGUCUGAAGAUAAUCCUCCUUUGUACAGGGAAACAACUGUGAAGGACUUCAUAGCGUACUAUGACUCCAAGGGUCUCGACGGGAAUUCUGCACUAACCCAUUUCAGGGUGUGAUUGCAGCAGCAGCAGCAGCAGCUAAAGUAUACAGUGACGGCUGUGUUAUAGUUAUUUCUCAUAUGACUGAAUGCCUGGAAACUCUGCACUUGAGAAUGCGUUGUUCUCAAGUAGAAUGAUGAUGCUUGUUUGCUUAGGAAAGUGAUGCAUGUAUGGUUACUUGUGUUGCUGGGAAAUUUGAUGCUUCAUGACUCAUGAAUCAUGAGAGAGUGAUGAGCCAGUCUGUUGUAUUAUAUGUUCCGCUGAUAAAUUUUAGAUGGACUUUGCCACUAGGGCCAACGUCCUUAACAGGAAAAUUCUGUAAUGGAAUAGCGUAGUUAUCAUAAGAUGUAGAGCUAGCUUAAGCACGAU